GCCACGGACCGAGUUGGCCACGGACCGAGUUGGCCACGGACCGAGUUGACUCGGACCGAGUUGGUUACGGAUCGAAUUGACCGACACCCAAAUGGAGAGGGGUUAUCGUGCGUAAAGUAGUGCACUUCUCGCGGCAAAUUUAAGUUUUCAAAAAGUGUUGGUGUGCUUAGCAAGAACCGUUCAGAAGUAGGCCUUAGUUACUUUGCUAAUCCUCGAAUAACGGUAUGGCAGAGUCGGCCGCAGCAGUCGAUGAGAGCCAGGCUGGAACUGGCGUGGCAGCUGACCUCAAGGAGUAUGAGGUCCAGUUCUUUGGCUUCACCCCCAAAUCCUUCAUUGACGGAGUCCACAAUGCUUUGGUGGAUUAUCUCAACGACUCAGUUGAAGCCACGGAGAAAUUCCUUCUUGAAGAGGCUGAAGCGAAUUCUGAAGUCGUAUCCCCGGAAUUUGUCCGAGAAGCAUCGGACAGACUAUUCUCACACUUCUUGAAGACGUUUGACAAGAACUUUGACCGUCUGGAGUCCUACCUCAAGAAGAACCUCUUCCACAUUCCCAGCAACGUGCUUCUGCCUGAAGAUGCUGUACAUUGGCAAGACUACAGUGCGAAAGACGACGUCAAGUUAGACGGGGAUCUUGAGUCAUUACGACAACAGAUCAGAAAUUCCCUUUACGUCAAUGCCAGACUUCGGCAAUGGUUGCAGGAGGCUGAGGUAGCGCAAGCUCAGUUGGACGUCUUACUCCUUCAACUCAACAACUUCCAUCACAUACUCAGCAAAGCCAACAUUUCAGAUCUGAGUGAAUCCAUCGUCUUCAUGGCUGGCAAGGCCCGGAAGCUUCAAGAUCAGCUCACGAUAGUCCUUCAGCAGAACCUCCGAGAUGCCCAGGAACAGCAAUACACAAACCUACCUGCUGUGAUGCCCUUCUCAACUUCGUAACCCUCAUAGCAUGGUGAUGCAACUUUUGGUUUAAAGGGGAUAACUAAUUUUGGAAAUGCUUUAAAACUUUUUGAGCAUUUUCCAAAUCAGUCGACUCUCAUUAUAAAGAGCACUUUUAUAAAGAGGUUCUGCUUAUAAAGAGCGAAUUCUGAGGUCCCAAAUCUCGGGUUCUCUUUGUGUUUCUUUGUCCUUUUAUAACAACAUUCCUGUUAUAAAGAGGUAAUUUGGCUAGUCCCAUCGAUCUUGUAAUAACGAGAUUCGAGUGCCCCUUUAAUUAUUAUUAUCAUGCAAAGAAAAGGGACAAUAGCUUCCAGUGAAUUGUACAUAGCCUUUAAUUUGUGUAAAUAUGUAUAAAUGCUUUAGCUAAGUAUUAAAUGAAGCACAAUUUUCUUUUUUUAGCUACAAUAACAGAUACUUCAUGUAAGGC
This is a messenger RNA of Patiria miniata (bat star), 1359 nucleotides long. RefSeq names its product protein MIS12 homolog (gene mis12). The record is from RefSeq and is a predicted model, not a curated record. NCBI's taxonomy places the organism in Eukaryota, Metazoa, Echinodermata, Asteroidea, Valvatida, Asterinidae. The transcript has 9 exons. Gene Ontology annotation, biological process: mitotic cell cycle; protein localization to kinetochore; mitotic sister chromatid segregation. The coding region runs from base 225 to 932 and encodes 235 amino acids. Gene Ontology annotation, cellular component: nucleus; chromosome, centromeric region.